This is a messenger RNA of Penicillium taxi, 1035 nucleotides long. RefSeq names its product magnesium transporter. The record is from RefSeq and is a predicted model, not a curated record. The transcript is spliced from 7 exons. Gene Ontology annotation, biological process: magnesium ion transport. The coding region runs from base 1 to 1035 and encodes 344 amino acids. Gene Ontology annotation, molecular function: magnesium ion transmembrane transporter activity. NCBI's taxonomy places the organism in Eukaryota, Fungi, Ascomycota, Eurotiomycetes, Eurotiales, Aspergillaceae. Gene Ontology annotation, cellular component: membrane.
AUGUUUUCGCACCGCCUCAGAUUUAUUGGACUUGCGCUGGCUGUACUAUCCUCCCUAUCAAUUGGUUCAAGCUACGUCGUCACAAAGAAGGGUCUCACACAAGCAGCCGAGAAAUAUGGGUUCACUGGCGAUGGAUUUGAAUACAUUUGGAGUCCGGUGUGGUGGUGUGGAUUAACCAUGCUGCUUACAGGAGAGUUGAUGAAUACUGCCGCAUAUGCGUUUGCUCCGGCCGUGCUGGUCACGCCGCUUGGGGCGCUGAGCGUACUCAUCAGCUCCUUUAUGGGCUCAUAUUUCCUCGGAGAAGAGAUCAAUCUCCUCGGAAAACUGGGAUGUGCUGCUUGUCUUCAGGGCUCGGUGCUGUUGGUGCUCAAUGCGCCCGGCGACAAGGACAUCAAGACCGUGGAUGAGAUCCUGGAACUGGCGAUUCAACCAUUAUUUCUUGUCUAUUGCGCUUGCGUUGCAUCGCUUGCAACUUACAUCAUCUGGAAAGUCGCACCGUUUCAGGGGAAAAAAAACCCUCUAGUCUACAUCUCGAUCUGUUCUUCGGUCGGAUCCGUGUCCGUUAUGUCAGUCAAGGCGUUUGGAAUUGCGGUCAAGCUUACCGUGGGCGGCGAAAACCAAUUCACUCAUGCAUCAACGUAUGUCUUCGCGUUAGUGCUGGUAGUCACAACCCUCACCCAGAUGAAUUACUUGAAUAAAGCAAUGAGCGAGUUUCCUGCAUCACUAGUAAACGCGAUGUACUAUGUUGGUUUCACGACUUGCACCCUCUCCGCCUCUAUCAUAUUUUACCGCGGGCUUAACACCAGCAACUGGACCAGUAUCAUUUCGAUGAUAUGUGGAUUCCUGCUCAAUUUCACGGGUAUCUCACUCUUGACCUUGUCUAAAACUAUAUCUUCCAAUGAAAAGCGCGCUGAGUCAGUGCGAGACUUCAGCAUGCGGUCACUCGACCUCUUCCACGUACGAACAAGCAGCGUGGAUGUUGAUAGAAUCCUUGAAAGAAGACCUCUCGGAGCUAGAUCGGAAGAGAGACCAUAA